AUGACGCAGCCCGCUGGCGUGGUGCAGAAGAUCGGCAGCCCGUGCGCGGCGCCGGCCGACUGCCAGCAGGUGCGGAAUGGCCUCUGCAACAGCACCUCCGGCACCUGCCAGUGCGCCGCCACACACCCCAUCCCCAACGAGAUCAGCUGCCUCACAGAGGUCAAACAUGGCGAGUUCAGCCGUGACGGAUAUGUUCCAGCCGCGUGGGUGAACGAGAGCUGCACCAUCUCGAGCCAGUGCCGGCCUGAGGAAUCGCACUCGCAGUGCGUGCGCGGCGUGUGCACAUGUGACGUCAAGUACUACAUCCACACGUACACCGACGACACGACGUCCUGCCUGCUGCGCGCCGCACACGUCGGCGACGAGUACAAGACGCCGGUGGACCCGGUGAUGAUCGGUAUCCUGGCCUCGUUGGUGCUCAUGUUCGUCAUCAUCUGCGUGGUGCUCCGGCUGUUCAGCAAAGCGCAGUUCCGCCAGAACCGGACCAUCCUGAAUUCGGCCAACCCGCGGCUCAUGAACGCCUCGUUUCUGAAGGGCUCGCUGAUCAAGUCACCGGUGGAGCAGCUGCGCGAGUCGCGCGGCUCGCAUAGCUCGCGUGGCAGCCGUGCGCCCAGUCUCACGUCCCUGCAGCGAGCCGAGGGCGAGGCGGCCGCCGAGAACGGCGAACAGCGACGCACCAGCGCGGCAGACGGCGCCGACCUGAACCACGUCAAGGUGGAGGUGACCGGCCACGGACGCUAG
Pollicipes pollicipes is the source of this 741-nucleotide messenger RNA. RefSeq lists its product as uncharacterized. Lineage: Eukaryota; Metazoa; Arthropoda; Thecostraca; Pollicipedomorpha; Pollicipedidae. The record is from RefSeq and is a predicted model, not a curated record. The transcript has 6 exons. The coding region runs from base 1 to 741 and encodes 246 amino acids.